AGUAAAAUGUUUUAGAGUUGAAUUUAACUCACUAAGUGUUGUUUUAACACUUAGAGAUUUAAAUGGUGCUCAAUGUUCAAGUUAUUUCCAGGAGUUGAUAGGGCCCGUGUUGAAUCUACUCUGCUGGGAGAAAAAUAAGCUCCGCCCCCUUCUUCACUGUCUUCGUUUGAGUGCAGUCUGAACACGGCUCCAUUUUCUCCGUCUCCUGCUCGACUACACGUCAUUGAAAGAUUUUGCCUGCCACCUGAUGCCAAAGUUGCAUACAAGGAUGGAACAGAUGCUGAAGUUGAUGAAGAAAUAUUCAGUGACCUCAUUAAACAAGGCAAUGUUGUGUUGAAGGUCUACUGCCAAGAUGAGUUCUCUGAAAGGUCUGCUUCUGAGUCUGACUCAAGCUUCAGCUCAGAUGCAUCAACAUCAACAAUACUAAUGGAUGAGAUCCCAUGGAAGAUGCAAAAAAUUGAGAAUGCUAAUAAUGCAUUGUCUGCCAAAAUGCGGGUUGAAGGUGUCCUUCAAAGCAAGUCUGGUGGUGAAGAAGUUCUGCAGGAGUAUAAAGCAACAGAAACCCUAAGUGAUGCCACAAGAAGGCAGAUGGUAAACAUACAGGUGGCUCACAUGACUGAUGAACAUGGGCACCUUCCUCCUAAAGCGAUCAGAGAGCAGUAUGCCCUCGGAAUAGUGACGCUCUUCCCUUCCCUCAAAGAUCCAUACACCAAAAAAGGCUAUGAGCACUUUUAUGAUGCAGCAAGCAGCACAGGAUACAUUUCAUGGCGUCUCAAAACAAUUCAAAGGAAGGCUAGAAGAGGAUCUCCUGUGGCACCAAGUAGCUCCAAAGAGAUUUUAAGUGGAGGCCCAAAUAGUCAGAGAAAUGUGAUCGUCGAAAGACAGCUAAAUGGUGAUGCCUGCCAGGAAGCCAUGUCGUUGCUUAACCACACCACAGACAGGUCCCUGAUCUUUCAGAAGAUGAGAGAGACUUUUGAACACCGUCAGAAACUUAUUAGAGAUGCCAGUGGAAGAACAGACAUUCUGACAAUGUUUCCCAGAUUUCUGGACACAAAAGGAUUAAUUGAUCAAGACUUCAGUCUUCUAUUUAAUGAAGAAACCUCCUCCAGACUGCUGCAGAAGUGGGAUGUGUUCUUCAAGCAAAAUGUCAUCAAAGAGGCCAAGCGUCUCACUUCAACACCUGAGUUGAGAAGUUUGGUGCAGUCAGCGGAAGUCCCUGGAGAUGACCAGGAUGCGGCAUCUACCUAUGACCAAGAAAUGGCCUCCUUGUUACUGCUCCUACAUCUCCUUCCACCACCACCUGGAGGACAGAAGUCUCCAAAAAUCAGUGCAUGGGAUGCAAUUGAGAGACUCGUUGUCUUUCACAAGUCAUGCUGCAGUUUAGAGGAACAUCUCCGGGGUCAACGGAGAUGCCAUACCUCCUUGCUGUUGGGCGUCUGA
Messenger RNA from Cyprinodon tularosa, 1440 nucleotides. RefSeq lists its product as uncharacterized. The transcript is spliced from 9 exons. The record is from RefSeq and is a predicted model, not a curated record. Bases 427 to 1440 code for a protein of 337 amino acids. Lineage: Eukaryota; Metazoa; Chordata; Actinopteri; Cyprinodontiformes; Cyprinodontidae.